Erigeron canadensis is the source of this 2422-nucleotide messenger RNA. RefSeq names its product NADP-specific glutamate dehydrogenase. The record is from RefSeq and is a predicted model, not a curated record. The coding region runs from base 305 to 2203 and encodes 632 amino acids. The transcript has 16 exons. Lineage: Eukaryota; Viridiplantae; Streptophyta; Magnoliopsida; Asterales; Asteraceae. Gene Ontology annotation, cellular component: cytosol. Gene Ontology annotation, molecular function: L-glutamate dehydrogenase (NADP+) activity.
UGUUUCCAUAUUAAAUUCCUCAUUUCUUUCCUUAUAUAAAUCCCAAAAACCACUACACAACAACAAUAAUUUUAUCCUUUUCUAAACUAUACAUUAUUUAGGGUUCAUGCAUCAUUUCACUUCUUCUUAUAUCUAUACUUAUAUAUCUGUAUCUAUCAAUUUUUUAUGAUCAAACCCCAAAAGGAAUGUAUAAUCAAAAUUCCAUACACACUUGACUGUCUUUAUUAAUUUCACACAAUAGUCAAGAAGUCAAAGCACAGUCAAAGGAAAAAGACUUUAGUGUGGAAUAGACUUGUGAUGCUGAAUGUUGCUUCCGGUUGUCGGGUUAGGGAUGAAUUCUGCAAUGGAUGAGAUGAGCUUGAUUCAGCAGAGGCAUCAUCUAGUGGUCAGAGAGCUCGGAGGAGAAAUUGAUCUGGAAAUCGGGCCUGGGGAUGAUGAUCCAACAUUUGUUCACACCCCUCUUAUUGCUGUCCCGCCGCAGGAAUCUUCAGCUGAUGAUCAUGACGAAAACAAAAAUAUGGCUGUUGUGCAACUUCCAAGUGAUGACCCGGAACUAUUAAAGUCAUUACCGGCUAAAAGAAAGAAAAAGGUGGUGAAAAGAUGGAGAGAAGAAUGGGCAGAUACAUACAAAUGGGCAUAUGUUGAUGUAAAAGAAGGUACAACUAGAAUAUUCUGUUCGAUCUGCAGGGAAUAUGGUAGGAAGCAUAGAAGAAAUCCUUAUGGAAAUGAAGGCAGUAGAAAUAUGCAAAUGAGUGCAUUAGAAGAACAUAACAACAGUUUGCUUCAUAAAGAGGCUCUUCGCCUCCAAUUGGCCUCUAAAGAUAAGAUCAUUGCUGAUAAGCCAGUAUAUGUAAAAGCUCUGAUGUCAAAGUCAGCUGGAUCUAUUGUUGAAGCUGCCUUAAAAAGGGAUCCUAAUGAAGUUGAGUUCAUACAGUCUGUGCAAGAAGUUAUUCAUGCCCUUGAAAGAGUUAUUUCUAAGAACUCAGGCUAUGCCAAUACCAUGGAGCGGUUGUUAGAGCCUGAGCGUACGAUUAUUUUCCGAGUUCCGUGGGUUGAUGAUAGAGGUGAAAUGCAUGUUAAUAGAGGGUUCAGGGUCCAAUUCAACCAGACGUUGGGUCCAAGUAGGGGAGGCCUUCGUUUCCACCCACUAAUGAACUUAAGCAUUGCCAAGUUCCUUGGUUUUCAGCAGACAUUAAGGACUGCGUUAUCUCCUUAUCGACUUGGAGGAGCAUCCGGUGGAAGUGAUUUUGAUCCAAAAGGAAAAAGUGACAACGAGAUUAUGCACUUCUGCCAGAGCUAUAUGGAUGAGUUGUAUCGCUACAUUAGUCCCGAUAAGGAUCUUCCUUCAGAGGAGAUGGGUGUUGGCACUCGUGAAAUGGGUUUUCUCUAUGGUCAAUAUAGACGCCUGGCUGGGCAUUCUCAGGGAAGUUUUACAGGUCCAAGACUUAACUGGUCUGGUUCCAGCCUGCGUACCGAAGCAACUGGUUAUGGAUUGGUUUUCUUUGCACAACUUAUGCUUGCAGACAUGAACAAAGAACUCAAAGGACUAAGAUGCGUGGUUAGUGGGUCCGGAAAGAUAGCAAUGCAUGUAUUAGAGAAGCUUAUGGCAUAUGGUGCCCUUCCCGUAACCGUAUCAGAUUCGAAAGGUUAUUUGGUAGAUGAGGACGGAUUUGAUUUCGUGAAACUAUCUUUCCUGAGAGACAUCAAAGCGCAACAUAGGACUUUAAGAGAUUAUUCAAAGACCUAUGCUCGUGCAAAGUACUAUGAUGAAGCAAAGCCUUGGAAUGAAAGGUGUGAUGUUGCUUUUCCUUGUGCUUCACAAAAUGAAAUUGAUCAUACUGAUGCCAUUAACUUGGUUAAUUCGGGAUGCCGUAUAAUUGUUGAAGGUUCAAAUAUGCCAUGUACUCCUGAAGCAAUGGAUGUUUUGAAGGGGGCGAAUAUUCUCAUUGCUCCUUCCAUAGCAGCUGGCACUGGAGGGGUCGUUGCUGGUGAGCUUGAGCUAAAAGACUACAAUCUGAACUGGGCACCUGAGGACUUCGAGUCUAAACUACAGGAAGCAAUGAAACAGACAUACCAACGAGCUGUCAAAGCAGCAGUCGAAUUUGGCUAUCAGAAAGAGUCUCCUGAGGCUUUGAUACACGGGGCAGUCAUCUCUGCAUUUCUGACCAUUGCCAGCAGUAUGUCAGAACAAGGAUGUGUGUAAAUCAUUGAGAAUCCAUGAUUAUAUGCACAACUUGUGUGGGAAGAUGGAUUCCCGUGUAUAUAUAGUUUUAGAUGAGGGUGGUGGUUUGUAAGAAAGACCAAUUGAUAAUUAGAUUGCAUUGGACACAUUCCAUGUUUUAAGGUUUGCAGGAUUGUGUGAAAUGAAAUGAUUCCAUAGCGAAAACUACAGAAAUAAAUUAGUAUCAUUUAUUUGAAAGCA